This is a messenger RNA of Strigops habroptila (Kakapo), 1038 nucleotides long. It is a transcript of the gene GCHFR, whose product is annotated as GTP cyclohydrolase I feedback regulator. Gene Ontology annotation, cellular component: cytoplasm; nucleus. The transcript has 3 exons. NCBI's taxonomy places the organism in Eukaryota, Metazoa, Chordata, Aves, Psittaciformes, Psittacidae. The coding region runs from base 77 to 331 and encodes 84 amino acids. Gene Ontology annotation, molecular function: GTP cyclohydrolase binding. The record is from RefSeq and is a predicted model, not a curated record. Gene Ontology annotation, biological process: negative regulation of biosynthetic process.
GGCGGGACGCUGGGGGCGGCCCCGGGCACGGCCCCCCCGGGGCGGCGGCGGCGGCAGCGGCGGGAAGAGCAGGAGGAUGCCGUACAUCCUCAUCAGCACACAGAUCCGCUUGGAGGUUGGCCCCACCAUGGUGGGUGAUGAGCAUUCGGAUCCCAACCUGAUGAGCUUCCUGGGGGCCAUGAAGAGGAACAUGCUGGGGAAUCACUUCUGGGAGUACUACGUGAACGAUGCUCCACGUGUCGUCCUGAACAAGCUGGAGAGCUGCGGCUACCGCGUGGUGAGCAUGACCGGCGUGGGGCAGACCCUGGUGUGGUGCCUCCACAAGGAAUAGCCAGGAAGACUUCAGCAUUCCACCCGGACCACAUCCUGCGGGGGCUCAUCUCACACAGGACUGACAGCAAACCUUCCCCCUUCAUUCCUUUCUGUCCCAGACUCCAGGCACUCGGGCGCAGGGGAGGAGCAGUGAGAGGCAAAACGUGACCCAAGGGGACCCUGUCACCCCUGCCAUUAGGCAAGGCCAGGGGGAGGUGAGCCCAGCCCAGUGCAAUCAGGCCAGAGAAGAGCUGGCUCCAUCUCUACAUUCAUCUGAGUGGCAGCCUGGCAAAUACCAUCAUCUUUUCACAUUUUAAUCAUCUCUUUAGCAUGCACUGGAGGGAGCUCAAUACAGACCUGCCUGCUCCUCGGGCUGACCUGAGGUCAGGGCACAUCUUCUCCCAGGCCAUAGAGGCAGCCAAGCAUGGGUGGGAAACCAGCUCAUCCCCAAAACGCAAGCAGGAAGUGCAGAACCCACACUGAGCAUCCCUUCACAGGCAGCAAGGUGGUUUCUCUCCUACAUGACGUUGUAGUCAGCAGCACCAUCAGCCCCCGGAGGCCAUUCAAGUGUUACACAUUGUCCCCAAAAUAGCCUUAGAGCAGCAGAGAAAGGUCUCAUGAAGACUUAAGGUACAGGUCUGUCACCUUAGCAGCAGUGCUGGAUGGUUUGGGACUGGAUCAAUCCUGUUGAAGGGGUAACACCAAUAAACCAUUUCUCUGAAGAGA